AUGUCAAGCACCAGCAGCACCUGCACAGAUGUAGCAGCGGCGGCAGCAGUUUCUGAGCAGCUUUGUUACAUCCAUUGCAACUUCUGCAAUAUUGUUCUCGCUGUGAGUGUUCCAUGCAGCAGCUUGUAUGAUACAGUGACAGUGAGAUGUGGAAACUGCACAAAUAUGUGGCCAGUGAAUGUGGGGAUGGCUGCUGCUUUUCAUCAAUCUCUCUCAGCUGGUUCAACUUCCAGUUUCCAAGAUUCAUCUUCUUCUCAUCAUCAGGUGGACACCGCACCACCGCACAUUCGUCAGUGUGGUGUUCACCGCAUACCUGCGGUGACAGAUCGCCACCACACAGUGUGCGGGAUGGGUACUCCUACAAGCCUUAAUAGUCUUCCUUGA
Molecule: messenger RNA, 384 nt
Organism: Lactuca saligna
Lineage: Eukaryota; Viridiplantae; Streptophyta; Magnoliopsida; Asterales; Asteraceae
Source: the annotation of a GenBank genome assembly